This is a messenger RNA of Rubroshorea leprosula, 6030 nucleotides long. NCBI's taxonomy places the organism in Eukaryota, Viridiplantae, Streptophyta, Magnoliopsida, Malvales, Dipterocarpaceae. The record is from the annotation of a GenBank genome assembly.
CAUUCUUCUUCUUCUUCCCCAUCUCUUUCUCUCUCUAAAUUCCACUCCUUCUCUCUAGGGUUUUUCAGAAAUCUUCACCUUGUGGAUGAAAACGGAGUGAAGAGAAGAACCGGGAAAUCGGAAGAAGAUGGGUUCUUCACGGAGGCAGUUGAAGGCAAUGCUUCGCAAGAAUUGGCUCCUCAAAGUCAGACACCCUUUCGUCACCGCUGCUGAGAUUUUGCUCCCGACAAUUGUGAUGUUGUUGUUAAUUGCUGUCAGAACUCGAGUUGAUACCAAAAUUCACCCUGCUCAACCGAACAUACGGAAAGAAAUGUUUGUGGAGGUGGGGAACGGUAUAUCCCCUAAUUUCCAACAAGUUUUGGAGUUAUUGUUGUCCGAGAGACAGUAUUUAGCUUUUGCACCAGAUACUGAGGAAACAAAGAAGAUGAUUAACAUAAUGUCUGUAAAAUUUCCACUGUUGAAGCUGGUUACUAGAAUUUACAAAGAUGAGCUUGAGCUGGAAACGUAUAUCCGGUCAGAGAAUUAUGGCAAAUGUGGUCCUUUCAAGGACUGCCCAAAUCCAAAAAUUAAAGGAGCAGUAGUUUUUCAUCAUCAAGGUCCUCAUGUGUUUGAUUAUAGCAUUCGCCUUAACCAUACAUGGGCUUUCUCAGGAUUUCCUGAUGUCGAAAGUAUCAUGGAUACUAACGGCCCUUUUGUCAAUGACUUGGCAUUGGGUCUUAGUCACGUACCAACAAUGCAGUACAGCUUAAGUGGGUUUUUAACUCUGCAGCAGGUCUUAGAUUCUUUUGUAAUAUUUGCUGCACAACAAAAAGAAGCUGAUGUUGGCAGUGAAGAUAAAGAACUUCAAUCAUUGCACUCAUAUAAUGCAACAGCAUCACUUAAGUUACCUUGGACACAGUUUAGCCCUUCGAAGAUAAGGAUGGUUCCUUUCCCAACUCGAGAGUACACCGAUGAUGAGUUCCAAUCCAUCAUUAAGAAAGUGAUGGGAGUGUUGUAUCUGUUGGGAUUUCUUUAUCCAAUCUCUCGCCUAGUCAGCUAUACUGUGUUUGAGAAGGAGCAGAAGAUCAGAGAAGGCCUUUACAUGAUGGGAUUGGAUGAUGGGAUUUUCCUUCUUUCAUGGUUCAUUACAUAUACUUUCCAGUUUGCAAUUUCUUCUGGGAUCAUUACAAUUUGUACCAUGGAUAACCUUUUCAAGUAUAGUGAUAAGACAGUGGUGUUCAUGUAUUUCCUUGCGUUUGGACUCAGUGCAAUCUUUCUAUCCUUUUUGAUCUCCACAUUUUUCUCAAGAGCAAAAACAGCUGUUGCGGUUGGAACUCUUUCGUUUCUUGGGGCUUUCUUUCCAUACUACACUGUCAAUGAUGAGGCUGUCCCAAUGUUUUUGAAGGUCAUUGCUUCUUUGCUUUCUCCAACAGCUUUUGCCCUUGGGUCAAUUAAUUUUGCUGACUAUGAGCGUGCUCACGUUGGGCUUCGUUGGAGCAACAUAUGGCGUGCGUCAUCUGGAGUGAACUUUUUGGUCUGCCUGUUGAUGAUGUUUUUCGACUCUCUGCUAUAUUGUGCAGUUGGUCUGUACCUGGAUAAGGUCCUUCCCAGGGAAAAUGGGGUGCGUUAUCCUUGGAACUUCAUUUUUCAGAAGUGCUUCUGGAGAAAGAAAACUACUAUAAAACCUCAAAUGUCAAGUUAUGAGAUUAAAAUUAAUGAUAAGCUAUUGAAAAAGAAGACUAUUUUUCCUAAAAAUGAUACUUCUGAACCUGCUCUCGAAGCAAUAAGCUUGGAUAUGAAGCAACUAGAGCUUGAUGGCAGAUGCCUCCAAAUAAGGAAUCUGCACAAGGUUUUUGCUACUAAGAAAGGAAGGUGUUGUGCUGUUAACUCUUUACAGCUCACCUUGUAUGAAAACCAGAUUCUUGCGCUUUUAGGACACAAUGGUGCUGGUAAAAGCACAACCAUAUCGAUGCUUGUUGGCCUUCUUCCUCCAACUUCAGGGGAUGCUCAAGUAUUUGGGAAGAGUAUUCUAACGGGCAUGGAUGAGAUAAGGAAGGGAUUAGGUGUGUGUCCCCAACAUGAUAUUCUUUUUCCAGAAUUGACUGUGAGAGAGCAUUUGGAAAUGUUUGCUAUAUUGAAGGGUGUGGACGAAGAUAUAUUAGAGCGUUCUGUAAUUGAGAUGGUAGAUGAAGUUGGUUUGGCUGAUAAGCUAAACACUGUUGUGAGGUCUCUUUCUGGUGGCAUGAAGAGGAAAUUAUCUCUCGGCAUUGCAUUGAUAGGAAAUAGCAAGGUUAUAAUUCUUGAUGAACCUACUAGUGGAAUGGAUCCAUAUUCAAUGCGUUUGACCUGGCAGUUGAUAAAAAAAAUUAAAAAAGGCAAGAUAAUAUUACUGACAACACACUCAAUGGAUGAAGCUGAUGAACUGGGAGAUCGAAUAGCUAUUAUGGCUAAUGGUUCUUUGAAAUGCUGUGGAAGUUCCCUUUUCUUGAAGCAUCAUUAUGGGGUUGGUUAUACUCUUACUUUAGUGAAGUCUGCACCAUCUGCUUCUGUAGCUGCUGAUAUUGUUUAUCGUCACAUUCCAUUGGCAACAUGUGUGAGUGAGGUUGGAACUGAAAUUUCUUUCAAGCUACCUCUGGCAUCAUCAUCAGCCUUUCAGAAUAUGUUUUUGGAAAUUGAAAGUUGCAUGAGAAGAUCAGUUUCUAACUCAAAAACUACUUGUACUGAGGAUGAGAAUUAUAUUGGCAUUGAAAGUUAUGGGAUAUCUGUGACAACUCUGGAGGAGGUAUUCUUAAGAGUUGCUGGAUCUGAUUUGGAUGAACGUGAAUGUGUUAAGAUGGCAAAUAAUCAUGUUUCAUCUACCUCUAUGCUUUCUCACGCUUCUCAUGAACAAGUUGCCAAAGGAGUUCCCCACUCUAAAUUGCUUGGAAGUUAUAGGAAGGUUACUGGGGGCAUAUGCUGGAUGGUCGGAAGAGUUUGUAGUUUAUUUGUUGCUACAGUACUAAGUUUGAUGCGCUUUUUAAGCAAGCUGUGUGGCAGCUGUUGUAUCAUUUCUAGGUCAAUGUUUUGGCGACAUUCUAAAGCUCUAUUAAUAAAGAGAGCUUUAUCUGCAAGAAGAGACCAGAAAACUAUUGUAUUCCAGCUUCUUAUUCCUGCUGUCUUCUUGUUUAUUGGUCUUCUUUUUCUCGCACUAAAGCCACAUCCUGAUCAGCAGUCUGUGACCUUCACCACCUCAGAAUUUAAUCCUCUUUUAAGUGGUGGAGGAGGCGGAGGUCCAAUUCCUUUUGAUCUAUCCUGGCCCAUUGCAAAAGAGGUGGCAAAUUAUGUUAAAGGAGGGUGGAUCCAAAGCUUUAGACAAAGUACUUAUAGAUUUCCUGAUUCUGAGAGGGCUUUAGCUGAUGCAGUUGAGGUAGCAGGGCCAACACUAGGACCAGUUUUACUUUCAAUGUGUCAAUUUUUGAUGUCUAGCUUUAAUGAAUCAUACCAGUCAAGGUAUGGGGCUAUUGUGAUGGAUGAUCAGUAUGAGGAUGGCAGCUUGGGGUACACUGUACUGCACAACAGUUCUUGUCAGCAUGCUGGUCCAACCUUUAUCAACUUAAUGAAUGCUGCUAUUCUUAGGCUUGCAACACGUAAUCAAAAUAUGACCAUUCGAACACGUAACCAUCCCCUCCCAAUGGCGAAAAGCCAGAGAUUACAGCACCAUGAUCUUGAUGCAUUUUCAGCUGCAAUAAUUAUUAGUAUAGCCUUCUCAUUCGUUCCUGCUUCAUUUGCUGUUUCCAUUGUAAAGGAACGUGAGGUUAAAGCCAAGCACCAACAACUGAUUAGUGGAGUUUCUGUGCUUUCUUAUUGGGCCUCUACCUACAUGUGGGACUUCAUCAGUUUCUUAUUUCCUUCAACUUUUGCCAUAAUUCUCUUCUAUUUGUUUGGUCUUGAUCAAUUUAUUGGAAGAGACUGUUUCUUGCCCACAAUCCUUAUUUUUCUGGGGUAUGGGCUGGCAAUUGCAUCAUCAACAUAUUGCCUUACGUUUUUCUUCUCUGACCACACGUUGGCUCAGAAUGUGGUUCUCUUGGUCCACUUUUUUACUGGGCUCAUUCUCAUGGUUAUCUCGUUUAUUAUGGGGCUUAUAGAGACUACUGCCAGCGUUAACUCCAUUCUUAAGAAUUUCUUCAGAAUAUCACCAGGGUUUUGCUUCGCUGAUGGGCUCGCUUCAUUGGCUCUUCUACGACAAGGAAUGAAAGAUAAAACUAGUCAUGCAACAUUUGACUGGAAUGUUGCUGGUGCUUCCAUAUGUUAUCUUGGAGUUGAGAGCAUUUGUUACUUCCUUCUGACUCUUGGACUGGAAGUCUUUCCUACCUGCAAAUUGACUCCAGUUACAGUUAAGGAAUGGUGGAGACGGAUUAGUAAUCUUUGGGUUGACACCUCACUUGUAGAACCUCUGCUCAAAUCUUCAUCAGAGACUGCUACUGACGAUGAAGAUAUAGAUGUCCAAAGUGAAAGAAACAGGGUACUUUCAGGUUCCAUUGGUAAUGCCAUUCUCUACUUGCGCAAUCUUCGGAAGGUUUAUCCUGGAGGAAAAGAUCACUGCACAAAGGUAGCUGUAGAUUCAUUAACUUUCUCUGUUCAAGCGGGAGAAUGUUUUGGCUUUUUGGGAACAAAUGGAGCUGGGAAGACUACCACGUUGUCAAUGCUAUGUGGAGAAGAGACUCCAACUGAAGGAACUGCUUUCAUUUUUGGCAAAGAUAUAUCUUCAAAUCCCAAGGCUGCCCGUCAUCAUAUUGGGUACUGUCCACAAUUUGAUGCCCUACUGGAACAUCUUACUGUCCAAGAGCAUCUUGAGCUUUAUGCCAGGAUAAAAGGAGUUGCAGAUUACAGAAUUAAUGAUGUUGUUAAGGAAAAGCUGGUGGAGUUUGACUUGUUGAAGCAUGCUGACAAACCUUCAUAUACCCUUAGUGGAGGGAAUAAGCGCAAACUUUCUGUUGCAAUUGCAAUGAUUGGAGAUCCUCCAAUUGUUAUUCUUGACGAGCCAUCCACAGGCAUGGAUCCAAUAGCCAAGAGGUUUAUGUGGGAGGUGAUAUCUCGCUUAUCAACCAGACAAGGAAAAACAGCUGUUAUCCUCACUACCCACAGUAUGAAUGAGGCUCAAGCACUUUGCACUAGGAUUGGAAUAAUGGUUGGAGGCCGGCUAAGAUGCAUUGGGAGUCCUCAGCACUUGAAAACGCGGUUUGGAAAUCAUCUUGAGCUGGAGAUCAAACCUACUGAAGUGAGUUCUGUCGAUAUGGAUAACCUUUGCCGAGUCAUCCGAGAAAGGCUUUUUGACCUUCCUUCCCAUCCAAGAAGUUUGCUUGAUGACCUUGAGGUUUGUAUUGGGGGCAUUGACUCCAUCAUACCAGUGGAAGCAUCAAUAGCAGAGAUUAGCAUGUCAAGAGAGAUGAUAAUCAGUGUUGGCUGCUGGCUUGGGAAUGAAGAAAGAGUAAAGACUCUUACAUCUUCAAGGCCACUUUCAGACGGACAUUUUGGUGAACAGUUGGCAGAGCAGUUAAUGCGAGAUGGUGGCAUACCGUUGCAAGUAUUUUCUGAAUGGUGGUUGGCAAGAGAAAAGUUUUCUGCAAUUGAUUCAUUUAUCUCAUCCUCGUUUCCUGGUACAACAUUCCAUGGGUUUAAUGGAUUGAGUGUUAAAUAUCAGUUGCCAUAUAGGGAGGGCCUCUCACUUGCAGCUAUUUUUGGACGCAUUGAGGGAAACAGAAAUAAACUUGGUAUAGCUGAAUACAGUAUUAGUCAGUCAACUUUGGAAACCAUAUUCAACCAUUUUGCUGCGAACCCGUAACAUAUCAUAAGCCUUUUACUUGUAAUGUUAUGACCCUUAUGUUUUUAUAGGAGGGGUCAUCAUUAUACAUAGCCUUUCAAACUGACCAUUUGUAUAUAUCCAAACCAGUAGAAGCUAGAGCAGAUUGAAAAUGUAAUUUCUGCAUGCCUUUGUCACAAGAUCCUGACUUUCCCUCUCUGGGAAUUAUAAAUGCAAAGUUCUUUUGGAUGUAAGAAAUGCAACCCUUUUAU